UAAUUACACUCAUUGCCACUCUCCUCAACACACACACACUUUCUUCUCUCUCGAUCUCUCCAAAAAAAAAAGCUUCCAUUUUUCUUCUCCCUCUCUCUCUGUGGCUAGGUUAUUUUUUGCUUACCGGGUUUUGUUUCUCGAGCUCCAUUUCCUCUUUGAGAAAGCUCUUGUCUUUCCUUCUAAAAACAAAAAAAAAAGUUCACUUUUUUUCCCCUUUCUGUUCCCACUUUCAAGCGGAGACAAGUAGUCUUGUAAUUAACUUUUUUUCGAGCUUAUAAAGUUUCGAUUUUUGCAAUGUUAUAUGACUAAUUCAAAGUUAAGUUAAGUUAAAAUUAGGAGUUUAGGACAUUGCUUCUCUGUCUGUCUGUUGUCCUAGGGAGUGAAUUGGAAGUUAAGUUAGGUUUUUUUAGUCAUCUCUUUUCGAUCUGUAAGUUUGGAGAGAGAGAGAGAGAGAGAGAGAGAUGAAUCGAAGUUUUAGGGCACAAGAGUCGUCUCGGUUUCUGGAUUCAGCAGCGAGGCAGAGACAGCAACAGCUUAGGGCUUCUAUGAUGGCUGAGAAAGAUGAAGAGCUCUCUUUGUUUCUCGAGAUGAGGCGGCGCGAGAAAGAGCAGGAUAAUAAUAGUCUCCUUCUCAACAACAACCCUGAUGACUUCGAGACUCCACUAGGUUCAAAGCCUGGAACUUCACCAGUGUUUAACAUCGUCUCAAGUGGUGCUGCUGCACGGAAGACAGGUCCUCCUGAUGAUGAUUUCCUCAAUUCUGAAGCCGACAAAAAUGACUAUGAAUGGCUUCUGACACCUCCAGGUACUCCUCUCUUUCCUUCGCUGGAGAUGGAAUCACAUAGGACCAUGAUGAGUCAGACUGGUGAUUCAAAGGGUCGUCCAGCUACAUUGACUUCUAGGCUGGCUAAUUCAUCAUCAGAGCCUACUGCCAGGAACCAUCUAACAUCUAGACAACAAACUUCCUCUCCUUCUGGAUUGAGCUCUUCCAAUGGACCAACUCGGAGACCUUCAUCAUCUGGAGGACCUGGAUCAAGACCCUCCACUCCCACUGGAAGAUCAUCAUCAACGCUGACAACUAAUUCAAAAUCCUCAAGGCCUUCCACACCAACCUCACGAACCACCGUCUCCUCAACUACUCGACCUUCUCUGACUAGUUCCAGGUCCUCUUCAUCUGCAACCACUAAGCCCACGCCUCCUAUGAGCAGGUCAACGAGUUCAUCUAGGCUCACACCUACUGCAUCUAAACCAACUACUAGGCCUCCAGGUUCAACCACUAGAUCCACCGCUAGCACCGCCACAAGAUCUGCAGGUCCUUCUAGGUCCACCACACCUCUGUCAAGAUCUACUGCUAGAUCUUCAACACCUACUUCUAGACCCACACUUCCUCCUCCGCCUAAAACCAGAUCCAGGUCAGCUACACCAACUCGCCGUCCGAGUGCUGCUGCAACAACCACUACAUCAAAGCCAACAAUAUCAUCCCAAAUCAAGCCUUCUUCUCCAGCUGCAAAGCCAAUGCCAACACCAUCUAAAACCCCUGCUGCUGUAUCACGUGCUCCUUCUCCUACAGUGAGGUCAAGACCAUGGAAGCCAUCAGACAUGCCUGGCUUCUCGCUAGAGACUCCUCCAAAUCUAAGAACAACAUUACCGGAAAGGCCACUCUCAGCAACAAGAGGCAGACCGGGAGCUCCAAGCCCUCGUUCUAAUUCAGUUGAGCCUGGGGGUCUUGCAGGAGGAGGAAGACCGAGAAGGCAGUCAUGCUCACCGUCGAGAGGAAGAGCACCGAUGCACACUAGUGGUAGCUCUGUUCCUGCGGUUAACCGUGGAUACUCCAAAGCCAAUGACAAUGUUAGUCCUGUCAUGAUGGGAGCAAAAAUGGUGGAGAGAGUGAUAAACAUGCGGAAACUGGCUCCUCCUAGAUCAGAUGAAAAGGGUUCUCCUCAUGGUAACUUGUCUGCAAAGUCCUCAUCACCAGACAGUGCAGGGUUUGGAAGAAAUCUCUCCAAGAAGUCCCUUGACAUGGCCAUAAGGCAUAUGGAUAUACGUAGGACCAUACCAGGGAAUCUGAGACCACUAAUGACAAACAUUCCAGCAUCAUCAAUGUACAGUGUGAGAUCUGGACAUACUCGUGGCAGACCAAUGAAUGUAUCAGAUUCUCCACUAGCAACAAGCAGCAACGCGAGCUCAGAGAUCAGUGUCUACAACAACAAUGGCAUGUGCUUAGAGGCAGCUAGCGAAAAGGAAGAUGACGCAGGCAGCGAGAGAGGUUGCAGGUCCCCUGCAAGCAGCUUACAAGGGAGAUAGGAUGAAAAGAAUGAAGAAGAAAUCUGUAAACCGUUGACUUUUGAGAUCCUCUUCUCUCAAUUAUUAUUGCAGAGUGUCUUUCACACGAGAUUGAUGAUGAUAUCUGUCUAACCUGAAGUCGCCUCUAUGGUAUUUCUUGUUGUUAUCUGAUUGUUUGAGAUAAUUUAACCACUUUUUUUAAUGAUU
Molecule: messenger RNA, 2489 nt
Organism: Raphanus sativus (radish)
Lineage: Eukaryota; Viridiplantae; Streptophyta; Magnoliopsida; Brassicales; Brassicaceae
Product: flocculation protein FLO11
Exons: 5
Coding region: 462-2303 (613 amino acids)
Biological process (GO): cortical microtubule organization
Cellular component (GO): cortical microtubule
Source: RefSeq, a predicted model, not a curated record